Molecule: messenger RNA, 2208 nt
Organism: Diachasma alloeum
Lineage: Eukaryota; Metazoa; Arthropoda; Insecta; Hymenoptera; Braconidae
Gene: Obp59a
Product: general odorant-binding protein 71
Exons: 6
Coding region: 1316-1981 (221 amino acids)
Molecular function (GO): odorant binding
Source: RefSeq, a predicted model, not a curated record
UCGUGGCCAUGAAUGUGGAAGUUGAUUCUCUCAAUUUCAUCUGAAUGCUGAGUUUCUUCCAAUUUUUCAUCUUUUUUUUGUUCUUCUGAGCUCUGAAUAUGGGAAACACAGAUAAAAAACUCAUGCAUCGAUUUUGUUUCGCAUUAUUGAUUGCGCAAUGAUUAAUAAUUUCUUUAUUACCUCUGAUUGUUGAGUAGGUGCAUGAUCUCUUAUAUAAAAAUUCAUAGAUGCUCUAUAUUUUUCUUUCUUACUACUCCAACUUUGAGGAGUUGCAUCAGUUACCAGACGAUUUUUCAUCAAUUUUUCAUCCAUGAUUUUUUUAUGACAGCUGUAAAUAUUAUGUUUUUGAAUGGUUGGAGGCUUAAGAAAAGUCGAGGGAACCUUUGGCCAUUUUAUGUUAUUGCUUCGUAGUACAGCCCUUGGCCUCCCAUUAAUAUUGUUAUAAAUUACACGUUCACUUUCCUCAGAUAUAGUACUGAUAGAUGGUACAAUAUUCACUAAUCCUUUGUUGCUAGAUUCCAAAGAAAUCUCCUUCAAUUUUGCUCCUUGAAUUUGAGUAUUCAUCAUCAAUACAAUACUGAAGAAACACUAAAAAAAGAAGGAAUAUUCAAUGUAUUUUCAGAAAAAUUUCAAUGCAAGAUUUUUUUGUUGAGAAAGCUCACAAAAUAAUCGAUGCACAUCUUGGUAGUCUCUCUUUCAUCAAUAUACAUACAAAUGAGCCUACAAAGACAUUUGAUACGCUUCGAUUGCGGUUGGAUUGCUUUCUACUCCCUCCCGCGAGGACCACGUUUUACUCUAUUCUAUUCUUACUUAAUGCAUGCUUCUCUUUUGUUAACAAAAAAAUCAUUUGUGACGAAAUAAAAUGGCCCUAUUUUCAGUGAAUUUAUUGAUUUCUCCAGAUUAAUUUGUUUCGAACCGAUUAAAUUUUUUAUUUGUAAAAUAGCCCAUUUGUUUUUAUGAGGUUCACUCACUUUUCUAUUUUCUUAUAUAAAUUUCUGACUGUACAGAAGUAAAAAAAAUUAUUCAGUUAUAACACAAUAGAUAGAUCAUUAUUAAAUAUUUGGAAAUUGACUCAUCAUAGUUUACCCAACUUUACUACUGAAAUAAUUUGACAAUGCAAGAGUGAAUAAAAUCUAUUGUCUCCGGUCGCCGGAACGGUCGACAUCAAGGAAACAGUAAUUACUCGAGAAAAUUUGUUCACAAAUGUCACUUUAGCCAUUAAUAAAAAUGACGUUGACUAGUUAGAGCUUCCUUUCAGUAAUCAUUCUCUGAUUAUUCAAUUUUUUUUCAAUACCGUAUAUAAGAUGAUUGUCUAAUGAAAUUCUUUCAUUUUUUUCUGUUUUUUUUUUCUUUUGCAAAAAUGAAUAUUGUAACAAUUCGGAUUAUCUUGAUAUUUGUUAUAGUACAUUAUACCCAGUCAUUGCGAUGUAGUUCGGGGAAUCAACGCUUGAAUGAUAAUUAUCAAAAAAUAAUGCAGACCUGUAGACGGCGUUACAAUGCCUCCAGAGGUGAGGAGAAUAAUUUCUCAACUGAUGACUCGAAUAACUCAGAAGGUGAUUCUUCUUCAUCUGAUGGAUCACUAUUUGGACAUGAUUUCUUGUCUGGGACGAAAAAAACCCAUGGGGAAUCCUACCUCAAUUACAGGAAUGGGAGAAAAGCAAGUUCCAAGGAUGUAAUGCAACGGCAGAAUAAUUCCAGAAAUUUCAACGAUGGCGAUGAACAAUUCUGCAAAUCUCAUUGUUUUUUUGAUGAGUUGAACGUGGUGGAUCGACGAGGAUAUCCGGAGAGGGUGGCGGUCACAAGAGUAAUGACACAGGGUAUUCAAAAUCCAGCACUUCGUGAUUUUAUAGAGGAAUCAAUACUGGAAUGUUUUCAUCUUAUGCCGUCAAUCAUUAGUUGUGACAAAUGUGCCUUCUCACAAAAUCUUGUCAAUUGUUUAACUGACAAAGGAAAAAAGGAAUGCGAAGAUUGGAACGACUAAACCUUCUCACAUAAUAUUCAUUUGUCAAUUAUUACUCUCGAUAUUCAAUUUCAAUUCUAAAUAUAAAAACAAUUUGAUAGAUAUUGAAUAUUUUAAUACUAACUAAUAACAAUAAUAAUAAUAAUAAUAAUAUUUGUUGCUAGUAAAAAUAAAAUAUGUACUGGAAUAGCAUCUAUUGAUAAACAUAUUUUUGGACAUUAAAAAUUGGUUAUUUUACUGCAAAGGCA